This is a messenger RNA of Symsagittifera roscoffensis, 2259 nucleotides long. Its product is annotated as tectonic-like complex member MKS1. The coding region runs from base 15 to 1727 and encodes 570 amino acids. Gene Ontology annotation, cellular component: MKS complex. The transcript has 15 exons. Lineage: Eukaryota; Metazoa; Xenacoelomorpha; Acoela; Convolutidae. Gene Ontology annotation, biological process: cilium assembly. The record is from RefSeq and is a predicted model, not a curated record.
AUUUCAGAUUUUAAAUGCUGGGAUAUAGAAGUGGCGAAAAGCAAAAUGCACAUUACCGCUCCAAAGAUCCUAUCGGGAAUUUGAAAAUAAAGGUUACCUUGAAAAAAUUGACAGCAGCUUCAGUAUUUAAUACUGGAGAUGGAGCAGAGUCUGAAACAGGGACAAAGUUAUCUGCCAAAGAAAAGUUCCUAGAACUUCAACAAGGUGCCAAAUCAGAAGUAGAAGAACUUGUGGUCAGUUUUUGUGAAAAGAAAUUUAGCCACAGAGAGGUAACUCAUUAUGCUGCAAUCCAAGAUGGCGACUUACAAGAAGGCGACCACUUCAAGGAAAUGCGCAAGAAGUGUUCUGAUGAGUUUGGGGGAGAUCCGGACAAAAGACCCAAUAGAAGGUUGUUCACAUAUGUACCAGGAGACAAGUUUGUGGAAACAGUAACAACAAGUGCUAUGACAACUGAUGAGAAAGAGCAGCCGUCUUAUCUAGCUAACAAAAUGUCUGACAUUCGCUUGGCAGAUUCGAAAGAAAAUGGAGAUGUAAAUCAAAACGAGGCAAAUGAGACGUCUAAGAAAUCAGAACCUACUUUUGUUGGAGGUCGCAAAGUGGUGGAGGAGCCGAGUGAAUCGCUGAAGGAGCAGACGCACUAUUUGAAGCAGGGAGGGACCACAUUCCAUGUCAUUGCAGACCUCACCAGGCCAGGCAUGGAACACCUGCAGGAGAACGAAUACCCUCUCUGCUCUAUUAACAUGUCGAGUGCUGGAGUGAUAACAGUCUCGCCAGAUUUCAACAGACACAGACCUCCGUACUCUGUUGUAUCCGACCUAGAACGCAGAGAGGUGUACGAGUACACGAUAGAACAUGUGUCGAAGGAGAUCACUGCGAAAGAGAAAUUGCGUGAACAGAAGGUGGUGAACGACAUCUACCUCCGCCAUCAGGAGCACAAAACCAAAGCGAUAGGUAAUCAGUUCGAGCUGCCACAACCGGGAGUGCUGAGAGUGAACUGCUUCGGGGAGAUUGUGUCAGCCAAGGACUUCGAGUACGAUGGCUUAUACGUGCAAUACUACCUCGACAUACCAAUGUGUUGGUGGGCUGAUCCCAACUCAUGUCAGAUCACAGGAGUAACUCAGAGGUGCAACAAGCGAGUAGCUCCUAAUGGCAAGGACGAAGUGAGUAACUUUGGCUUUCCGAUGGAAUUCGAACUCUUCUUCAGAAACGAUUCGGAAGACUCAGACGGAAUCCACUCGGAGUGGCCGACUUUGUUCAUAGAAGUGCUAUCCAUAGACCAGUGGCUCCGAUUCAGAACCGAGGGUUACGGUUGGGUGAAACUACCAGCCACUCCAGGCGUGAUUGAAACAGAAGUGUCCUGUUGGCGUCCUCUGGGCAACGGGUCUCUCUCCUCGGAGCUAAGGAGGUUCUUCGUCGGAGGAUCCCCCGAACUAGAGGACAUCGCUUUCGUAUCCAAACCAACUUCACAGGAUGGAGUGGUGUUGAGCAAGUAUGGGAUGAUGACUGAGGCUACGGGGUCUGUCAAGCUGCGAUUCAACACAAUCAUGCAGAGCCAGCUUUUCCUCGACAAGGAGUUCCAACAAGAGAGAAGUAAGAAAAAGACGACGAUGAAUAUGAUUGACAGACUGGGGGGACACAGUAUGCAGCAAACAGUACAGAGUGUUCUGGACACAUUCAUCAAGACUCGCAACAAAUUGAGAGCUGCUAGAGAAGGAGUGCUCAAGUGAAGCGACCUUCAGAAGAGAAAUACUAUGAAAAAUCACAACAAAGGCGAUUACCGAAGGAAAACAAAUUGCCAGUUUCUGUGCAAGUAAUAUAGAAUAUUCCGACCACAGUAGGUUUUAGGGAAAACAAAAAAUUUAAGGAAUAAGUGUUUGUUAAUUUGUCGUCUUUGGAUUUGGAAGAAGUGAGUUAGGAUGCUAAUUUGGCUUUCUAAUGAUUGCUAAUGGCGUAUUCUAAAACUUCUUUCGUAUCGUUGAAAGUGUCUCCACCUUUUAUCCACUCUUCGCUAUAAAAAGCGAAAACUUCAAAAUAGUCAAAACUGAUUAAACUUUUGGGAAAAGACUGACUGAAAGUGCUUGAAUAUGAUCUAUCAUCAACCCCCUGAUGUUUAUUUGUGAUGUCUCCGAGUGGUAAUGUAUCACCCAAAUACGAGUUCCUGUUUGACUUCGUCGCUGGUCGGAAUAAACAGGAUAGAUAACUGUAAAUAGUGUAAAUUUGUACUAAACAAACGAUUUGAUAAAUUCAUGUUUAUAUUGA